AUGACGACGACUGCGACAUACAAGGACCGGCAAUUCCUUGCUGUGAUCGGAGAUGAAGAUUCCGUCACCGGUCUUCUCCUCGCUGGCAUCGGACAUGUCACCGAUGCUCCAGACUCGCAACGCAACUUCUUAGUCGUUGACCCGAAGACCGAAACCUCAGCGAUUGAACAGGCCUUCCAGAACUUCACACAGGAGAGAAAAGAUAUUGCCAUCGUUCUGAUCAACCAGCAUGUUGCGGAGCGAAUCCGACACAGCGUAGACUCAUUCACAGAUCCCUUCCCCGCUGUUCUCGAGAUCCCCAGCAAAGACCACCCCUAUGACCCAGAGAAGGACAGUGUUCUCAAGCGUGUGCGCCGUCUUUUCGGAGAAUAA
Molecule: messenger RNA, 372 nt
Organism: Penicillium taxi
Lineage: Eukaryota; Fungi; Ascomycota; Eurotiomycetes; Eurotiales; Aspergillaceae
Product: H(+)-transporting V1 sector ATPase subunit F
Exons: 5
Coding region: 1-372 (123 amino acids)
Biological process (GO): proton transmembrane transport
Cellular component (GO): proton-transporting V-type ATPase, V1 domain; fungal-type vacuole membrane
Molecular function (GO): proton-transporting ATPase activity, rotational mechanism
Source: RefSeq, a predicted model, not a curated record